GACAUCAUGGAGACAAAUCACUGUGUUUUCCACGUGUUUCUCUGCAUUUCUCUGAUCUUGACGCACUGGCACAAGGGGUCAGCUUGUCAUACAGGCUCUCAGGUAGAAUGUGAUAAAGCCCCAUUUGUGCCUGGUUACAACUUGGCGGGUGAAGGAUUUGAUGUUGUCAGGAUGCGCCGUAAAGGUGCUUUUUUGAUCAAUGUCAAGUCACACAUGGAUAAUGGCAAUUGUACUGUCUGCAAGAACCGCUUUCAGGGAGGGCAGAUGCAGAAACUUCCUUCAGCUGUGCUGGACUGGCGUCCCUUCAGCCGCUGCAGCAAACAGCUUUCUAGUGCUCUUCAUCAUUCUGUCGACUCCCUAAUGAAGAGUUCAACGUCACUCAUCAAUAACAACUGGGAAAUGGACCUUAGCCUGGAUAACAUAGGAAAGGCAAUUUUUGGAGGGAGCCGUUCAGAUAUUGCUAAAUUUGCCCAAUCUCAGAAUGCAAUGGAUAAGGCAACAUUUGCCCUCCAUGAGCUCAGCUGCACAUAUUACAGUUACAGAGUUACAGACCACCCAGAGCUCAGCAAUGAAUUCUCAAAACACCUUCAGCGACUUCCGACACAAUAUGAUGAGGAAACAAAACCCCUGUACCGAAGAACUAUAGAUACUUACGGCACUCACUACAUACAUCAAGUCCAUCUGGGAGGGCGAGUGAGGCGGGCCACAGCUUUUCGAACUUGUCUUGCAACACUGAAGGGUUUCUCAGAGACUGAUAUCAAGAACUGUCUGAAUAUUGAGUUAAAGAUGACUUUGGGUUUCCUUCCAGCUAAUGCCUCACUUUCCAACAAAUGCUCUCAAAUCCUUAAAGAUAACUUGAGCAUGGGAUUCUACCAGGGCUUCAUGACACACAAGAUAGAAGUGUUGGGAGGUGAAAAAUACUUUCCAGACCUAGUUUUAAACAAAAGCCCAGCUGAAUCCUACUCAAACUGGAUGAUGAGCUUGCAUGACAAUCCUGAAGUCAUAUCAUAUGCAAUUUUCCCUCUUCAUCACCUGGUGGCUGAUCCUGAGAUUAGUGUCAAUCUAAAAAGAGCAGUAACUGCGUAUAUUGAAGAAAACAUGCUUUCUGUAAAUCACAAAGAGGAUCAAGGAUGCUCACAAACACCAAAUCUGGACCACAAUUGCUGUCCUAUGCGAGCCGGCCGUGGCAAGUUAGAAGUGUUUGUACAGAGAGCCACAGGCCUGAAAGCAGAUCUCUUCACACGUACUGACGGUUACGUGAAAGUUUGGUACAACCUCAUGUAUGAGGAGACUGAGGUGGUUAUGGACAAUAAUGAUCCUGAAUGGAACAUCAGCUAUGAUUUUGGAUCAGUUGAGUUUGGUCAUGAACUCAUAUUUGAGGUUUGGGACAUUGAUGUCAUUUAUAAUGACAUGGUGGGGAGAUGCGUGGUCAGCCCUGAACGUGGAACUCAUUCACACAGUUGUAAAUUAAAGAGAGGCAUCCUGUAUUUCACCUACAAUGCAUUUUGUGAUGCUCAUCUAACAGGACCCAGGUGUAGCAGAUAUUCACCAAAAACAUAAGACCUUGUAUUUGUAUGGAAAAAUGACACAAAAAGAAAAUGAAGCAUAUUUAGAAUGAAGAAUAUUUAUGCAUAUUGCUUUUAAGAUAGUUGUAUAGACGUAUAAAAAAAAAUAUAUUUUUUUUAAAUUAAUAUACAAGUAGUGUAUAUAAGGGUAUAUAAGUAGUGUGUUCAAAUGAAACUUCACAUUUUGAUAUCUCUGGUGGAAAAAGAUGACUACAGAGGUUUUAGCUGUUGGUGUUUUUUUUUCAAGACUAAUAGAUUACUACUGCACUUGCUCUACUACAGAAAUUAGUUUUGCUUUCAAUGGUCUGAUUCCUGUGUGUGUUUGUAGUUUACUGGUUCAUUAAAGACAGUGCACAAUGACUUUUCAAUACGUAAGACAAGAAAUGAUGUGCUGUGUUUAUCACGCCAAAGUCACUGGUUCAUUUCCCACGGAGCACACAGUUAUUAAAUAAAAUAUAUUUAUAUAAUAAAUUUAAAAAAAAACAACCAAAUAAAAAAAAAGUCAGAAAUGCAAAUAGAAAAUGGUCUUUCAUUUUGUUUAAUUUUUUUUUCCCCAGACCAAAAGCAAGACUAAGUACAUCAUAGAGGCCCCACAAUAUUCUCCAAACAGGUAUCCCAAAGAAAACAGAGGUUAGACACAAAUAGUUGCAAAUCCUUGAAGAUAACAUGAGUAUGGGCUUCUACCAGGGCUUCAUGACACACAAGUUUCUGAGAGGUGAGAAAUACUUUCCAGACCUCAUUUAAACCAAAGCCCAGCUCAAACUGGAUGAUGAGCUUACAUAUCAAUCCUGAUGUUAUAUGCAUGUUCACCACUUCAUCAUCUGGAGGAUGAUCCUGAGUUUAGAUAGAAACUAGAAAAAAUAAAACAUUCUACCAUAACAGACAAUGCACAAAUAGAUAGGACAUAAAUUGCAAAAUAGAGGAU
Molecule: messenger RNA, 2490 nt
Organism: Carassius carassius (crucian carp)
Lineage: Eukaryota; Metazoa; Chordata; Actinopteri; Cypriniformes; Cyprinidae
Product: perforin-1-like
Exons: 2
Coding region: 7-1560 (517 amino acids)
Source: RefSeq, a predicted model, not a curated record